GUCCGCCCGGGGGACGGCAGAGCCGGGCCGGAGCCGCCGCGGGGAGGGAGCCGAGCGGCCGGAGCGGGGGCAGCGCCAUGGCCGAGAGAUACGACGUGGUGGUGGUCGGGGGCGGCAUCUCAGGUCUCUCAGCAGCCAAACUGCUGACUGAGUCAGGCUUGAAUGUGGUGUUGCUGGAAGCCAAUGACAGAGUUGGUGGACGAACUUUCACCGUAAGGAAUAAGCAAGUUAAAUACGUGGACCUUGGAGGAGCUUAUGUGGGGCCAACACAAAAUCGUGUCCUGCGAUUAUCUAAAGAGUUAGGAAUAGAGACGUAUAAAGUGAAUGAAGUUGAGCACCUGAUACACCAUGUCAAGGGUAAGUCUUACCCCUUUAAAGGUCCAUUCCCUCCUAUGUGGAAUCCAUUGGCCUACCUGGAUUACAACAACCUAUGGAGGACCAUGGAUGAAAUGGGAAAAGAGAUUCCCAGUGAAGCCCCAUGGAAGGCUCCGCAUGCAGAAGAAUGGGACAAAAUGACUAUGCAAGAUUUUAUAGAUAAAAUAUGCUGGACAAAAGCUGCCAAGAGUUUUGCAACUCUGUUUGUGAAUGUUGACGUCACUUCUGAACCCCACGAGGUCUCUGCCCUUUGGUUUUUGUGGUACGUGAAGCAGUGUGGAGGGACAACAAGGAUAUUCUCAACAAGUAACGGAGGGCAGGAGAGGAAGUUUGUUGGGGGUUCUGGCCAGAUCAGUGAGAAGAUAAUGGAGCGCCUGGGAGGCCGGGUGAAGCUGAGGAAACCGGUCGUCCGCAUCGACCAGUCGAGUGAACGUGUCAUAGUGGAAACCUUAGAUCAUGAAUUAUAUGAGGGCAAAUAUGUGAUCUGUGCCAUUCCCCCAGCUCUUGGUCUGAAGAUUCAUUUCAACCCACCGUUGCCCCCAAUGAGGAACCAGCUCAUCAACCGAAUCCCCAUGGGCUCAGUCAUCAAGUGCAUUGUGUACUAUAAGGAAACUUUCUGGAGGAAGAAGGGGUAUUGCGGUACCAUGAUCAUUGAAGAUGAAGAUGCUGCAAUUGGUUUAACACUUGAUGAUACUAAGCCUGAUGGCAGCUUUCCUGCCAUAAUAGGUUUCAUUCUUGCUCGGAAGUGUAGAAGACUGACAGGCCUCACAAAAGAAGAAAGGAAGACGAGGCUGUGUGAGCUCUAUGCAAAGGUUCUGGGAUCAGAGGAAGCUUUACACCCAGUGCAUUAUGAAGAGAAGAACUGGUGUGAAGAGCAGUAUUCUGGGGGCUGCUACACAGCCUACUUCCCACCAGGCAUAAUGACUCAGUAUGGAAGGAUUAUUCGGCAGCCUGUUGGCAGAAUCUAUUUUGCUGGCACAGAAACAGCCACAGAGUGGAGCGGGUACAUGGAGGGAGCUGUACAGGCUGGAGAAAGAGCAGCCAGAGAGAUACUGUUUGCUAUGAGGAAAAUCCCAGACAGUGAAAUUUGGAAACCCGAACCUGAAUCAAUUGAUGUUCCAGCUUUGCCCAUCACUACAACCUUCUGGGAGAGGAACUUGCCGUCUGUGCCGGGACUGCUAAAGCUGAUUGGAUUUUCUACUUUCGUCACGUCUGUGGCUGCCGCAGGAUUAUUUGCCUACAAAAAGGGACUUCUGGUUCGAAACUGAAAAAGCUGUGUCGUGCUACGAUUAUGCUGUGGAGCUUAUCACCACAACGGGAAUAAAAAGAAGGAUUUGCUGCUGGUUUCUCGACAGCUUCCACCUAAAAGGAAUAUGCGGCACUUUGUGUAUGUGGAUGCCAGUGUGAUGAGAAAAUUGACAAAUGUAGGCAGAGAAUCAAGUGGUUUCCCCAUGGGUAAAGGGAACUGUUAGUACCGGCUCACAUUUUUAAAUUUCCUUCGUGCUAGCCCUUCAAAGACAGGAAUGAAGUCUGGUUUAGUGGGUAACCAGUCGUGCUUAAUUUAUUAACAUGUUUGAUGAGAAAUCUGAUACCAUGGAAGUUCCAGCAGUUUACCAGCUUCUUAACAUGUAUUAUAGGAACAACCGUGGAAAUAAUUGUAUUUGUCUCUUACAAACUGAUUUGUGUUAUCAUGCAUAUUUUGUAAGGCUCUUAAGAGUUUGCAAAAAAAAAAAAAAAGAGGUUUUCUUGCUUGUACACUGUUCUGAUAGCAACUGUAUAUUGCAAAGGAUGUUGGGUCAUGGCAUGAAAAUUUGUGUUAACCAAAGUACUUGAAAGCUAAUUGUAUAAACUACUCAACAAUAGCAAUGAAGUGAGCAAUCUGAGGCAGACCAUGUCUUUCCUUUAACUAGUACAUUAUUUUUUUUCUCAAUCCAGAUCUUGAUUCCAAAUAGCACAUCUGCUGUCAGUACAACAAAGACAUUAAUGGCAGUUAAGAAUAUGUCUGAGCAUUAUGCAUCACUGGAACCCAAGGACUGGAGAAGUUAGGGACUUGUAUUAAAAUAACUUUCCUGUGACCUCAGUGGGACUAUUGUUUCACUGAGAUAGACUUUACAGAAGUGCAGAAAUUUUAAGCGGGGGUUUGGGGUUUUUUUUGAGACAUGAAAGAAAAAUAUUUUUGAGGAAGAAGGAAUUGUAUUUCCUCCAAAAGUACUUGGAGGCAAAAGGGAGCCAGUAUUAAAUGAUGACAGAUCUGCCACUGCUCUCAGGCAAGAAGCAAACCCACUUAAAAUCACAGAUUACAAAUGCUCCCAGAUAAACUUGACCUAUAUUUAAAUGGACUAACAUUCCCACUCCCAUCUCUACCACCUUAAGAUCACCUUGAUCCUGCAAUCUGUUCUUCAAUAGAGACAAAACCAAGAUGGCCAAAGCACUCUUGCUUUCAAAGUAUCUCUCCAGUCAAGUCGUUUAGGCAUUGUCAUAGACUGCCGCUUAUAGCGUGUUCUCUGUGGUCAUGUACAGGUCAGUGUUCAGUGGUGCCUGCCUCUGUGUUUUGGAAAAAAAAAGAGUGACUUCACUUUGCAGGAAUAUAUAUGCUGUGUGUGUGAUGAAUUUGUGCCUUUUAUAACUGUAGCAUUUUCUCAAGUGCCUCUGUGGUGACUGUCUCCCUUGGUUUCCUUCUUAAGUUCCCUUUUCACUAGGCUCUGCAGAUAUUUUUAUCUGACAGCUGUGAACUUUUUUUAACCUUAAUUAGAAUCAAUAAAUAUUGUCAUGUCACAUGUCA
Molecule: messenger RNA, 3157 nt
Organism: Calidris pugnax (ruff)
Lineage: Eukaryota; Metazoa; Chordata; Aves; Charadriiformes; Scolopacidae
Product: amine oxidase [flavin-containing] B-like
Exons: 16
Coding region: 78-1643 (521 amino acids)
Molecular function (GO): oxidoreductase activity
Source: RefSeq, a predicted model, not a curated record